UUGUUAGGUGGUGCUGUAUUAAUAAACUAAGCUGACUGCUAAAGAAUAAAUCCAUGAGUCAACAAGAAGACAACAUUUAAGCACCAAUUACACAGGAGGCUUCAUCCUUAAGGGCUUAAACAAAGUCUCCUACAUCUUGUUUUCAAUUUUCUGCAUUUUUCUCAAUGGCUGCAUCUGAUUCCAGGGUGUCAAUGGAAUGUGUUAAGAAUGAUACUAUAGAAGGAGCAGCAGAGCCAGUUGAUGGAACUUGUACAGAGAUCAUUGUCGUUCGUCAUGGUGAAACAGAAUGGAAUGCUCUUAGAAAAAUGCAGGGACAGAUGGACAUUGAUCUAAACGAGGUCGGAAGACAGCAAGCUGUCACAGUUGCUCAUAGACUUUCAAGGGAGACUAAUAUAUCUUGUAUAUAUUCAUCUGAUUUGAAGAGGGCUUUCGAGACUGCAGAAACAAUAGCAUCUAGAUGUGGUGGACUUGAGGUUGUUACAGAUAAAGACCUGCGAGAAAGGCAUAUAGGGGAUCUUCAAGGACUUACAUUUCGUGAAGCACCAAUGGUUAACCCUAUAGCCUUUGAAGCAUUGAAGUCUCCUGAAAAUGAUCAAGAAAUUCCGGGUGGUGGUGAAAGUCGCGAUCAGGUGUACAAAAGAUGCACAUCUUCAUUACAAAGAAUUGCUGAAAAACACAGAGGAGCGCGAGUAGUUGCAGUAACUCAUGGGGCUGUCAUAGAAAUGCUAUACAAAAGAGCUAUACCUGGAGGACGCGCUGAAGGGAUAUGGAAUACAUCUAUAAGUAUAUUUCAGUUGUUUGAAGGAGAUAAGUGGUCAAUCAAAUUAUGGAAUGAUAAGAGUCAUCUCAGAGAAACUGAAUAUCUGGAAUCGGCUUCUGGUGGAGGCGAUGCUUCAUGCUAGCUAGCUUAUGAUUUGGGAUUCGUGUUUCAACUCGUGAUGAGAUGUGUUUGUACCAAGGUGGAUUGAUGUACGCGUCUGUUGUAUUUUUGUUAAUUGCAAGUCUUAAUAAUUGCAAUUAUAUAUAUGGCAUGAGUGGAGUUAAA
This is a messenger RNA of Spinacia oleracea (spinach), 1045 nucleotides long. RefSeq names its product phosphoglycerate mutase-like protein 4. The transcript has 7 exons. The record is from RefSeq and is a predicted model, not a curated record. NCBI's taxonomy places the organism in Eukaryota, Viridiplantae, Streptophyta, Magnoliopsida, Caryophyllales, Amaranthaceae. Gene Ontology annotation, molecular function: phosphatase activity. The coding region runs from base 165 to 902 and encodes 245 amino acids. Gene Ontology annotation, cellular component: cytosol; cytoplasm.